AUGCUCAAGUCUCUAAUAAGCAAGAGAUUUGCCUCUGGAGCGUACCACGGAGCGCCCCAAGUGUCGAUUCCUAAGAGACCGUUGAAAAAAAUCAAACUAGGGAAAGCCAGGCCAGCUAUCUACCAUAAAUUUGAUGUGCAAGUCGAGCUUAGCGAUGGAAGUGUGAUUACAAGAAGGUCUCAAUUUCCCAAAUCUCAAAUUCGGUUGAUUCAAGAUCAGAGAAACAAUCCAUUGUGGAAUGAGAGCAGAGACGAUCUGGUCGUGGUGGACGCCAAUGCUGGUGGAAGACUCGAUAAGUUCAAACAGAAGUAUGACCAGGUGUUCAAUUUCGAGAGCACGUCCUCUAAGCAGCCGGCUGCUGAGGCUAGGAAACCUGAGGAAGGAAAAACGGAAACGAAAACCAAAGAAGAUCAAGACGAGGACGAAUUCGGUAUGGACGACUACAUGUCUCUACUUGAUGACAGCGCUCAACAAGUCCAGAGUGGUGGUAAACUAGCCACUAAGAAGAGGGACAAGAAAUAG
This is a messenger RNA of Lachancea sp. 'fantastica', 522 nucleotides long. Lineage: Eukaryota; Fungi; Ascomycota; Saccharomycetes; Saccharomycetales; Saccharomycetaceae. The record is from the annotation of a GenBank genome assembly.